GAGGAAGACAGAGGCCGAGGAGACUACGUCAGCAGCGACCAGCCGCAGGAUGGAGUGGCGAGGUCAUCGCCGGAUGAGGUGAUUGCAGUGCUAGACACCGGAUGCAACAACACAUGCCAUGGAGAUCGUUGGAUGGAGAAGUACAUGGCCGUGCUCGGAGCGCAACCUAUGGCGGAGGAAUGUUUCAUACCAGACUGCAAGACCAUACCGAUGUCUAUGGCAACGUUGGACGGAGAGUGGGUUCCAGGAAGCAUCGUGUCCGUGGAAUUGGCCAACUCAGAUGCCCCGCUUCUUUUGAACCCUCACGAGCAGAAGCGACUUGGUCUAGUGAUUGACACGGCUGCAGGAACUGUCUACAAGAAGCUUGAGCUGAUUAAUUAA
This is a messenger RNA of Cladocopium goreaui, 381 nucleotides long. The record is from the annotation of a GenBank genome assembly. Lineage: Eukaryota; Dinophyceae; Suessiales; Symbiodiniaceae.